This is a messenger RNA of Alligator mississippiensis (American alligator), 2293 nucleotides long. It is a transcript of the gene ZNF367, whose product is annotated as zinc finger protein 367. The record is from RefSeq and is a predicted model, not a curated record. The transcript is spliced from 5 exons. Gene Ontology annotation, molecular function: RNA polymerase II cis-regulatory region sequence-specific DNA binding; DNA-binding transcription factor activity. The coding region runs from base 256 to 1269 and encodes 337 amino acids. Gene Ontology annotation, biological process: regulation of transcription by RNA polymerase II. Lineage: Eukaryota; Metazoa; Chordata; Crocodylia; Alligatoridae.
AGGCGCGAAAUGUAACGCGGGAAAAGCUGGGGCCGUGGCUGGAAGGGGUCGCGGCGGCUGGCUGGGCUGCGCCGGGCGUAAGGAAGAGUAGCGCGGCGUUUCCCUUCGUCCCUGCUGCCAUGACCCGCACCCGCCGCUGACUGCGCAGCGCGGCGGCGAUGAGCGGCUGAGGCGGCCAGGCAGUGCCAGGCGCCGCGGCCCGGAGAGCGGGGCUGAGCCGCCCCCGGCGCGUCCCCCGUGCCCGGCGCCAGCGCCAUGGCGGAGAGGCCUGCGGGCCCACCCGUCGUCUUCUGCCAGGACUCGCCGAAGCGGGUGCUGGUGUCGGUGAUCAAGACGACGCCUAUCAAGCCCCUGCGCGGCGGCGAGGAGCCGGCGCACGCCCCGCCCGUGCCCACCAGCCCCGGCUUCAGCGACUUCAUGGUGUACCCGUGGCGCUGGGGGGAGAACGCGCACAACGUCACGCUCAGCCCCGGCGGCCCCGCCAGCAGCAGCUGCGGCGACGCCGCCGCCCCCUCGCCCGCCCAGCAGCCCCGGGGCGGCGCGGCCAGGCCCGCCGGCGGGGAGGAGGAGGAGGUGGGCAGCCCGGACAGCACCAGCAGUGGCGGCGGCAGCCACCUGAAGGAUGGGAUAAGGCGUGGUCGACCAAGAGCAGAUACAGUUCGGGAUCUAAUAAGUGAGGGAGAACAUUCUUCCAGCAGAAUCCGUUGUAACAUCUGCAACAGGGUUUUUCCGCGCGAGAAAUCUUUACAGGCACACAAAAGAACUCACACUGGUGAAAGGCCUUAUUUGUGUGACUAUCCAGAUUGUGGAAAAGCCUUUGUUCAGAGUGGGCAGCUCAAAACGCACCAACGUCUACACACAGGAGAAAAGCCUUUUGUCUGCUCGGAGAACGGCUGUUUAAGCAGAUUCACACAUGCAAACCGCCAUUGCCCUAAGCAUCCGUAUGCAAGACUGAAGAGGGAGGAGCUUACCGACAGGCUGAGUAAAAAACAGACAGCUGACAAUAAAGCCGUUGCUGAGUGGCUAGCAAAGUACUGGGAGACUAGAGAGCAGCGUGCACCUACCUUGAGAAGUAAAACUGUUCAGAAAACCGACCAGGAGCAGCAAGACCCCCUGGAGUAUCUUCAGUCUGAUGAAGACGAUGAGGAGGAGAAAAAUAGUGUUCACUCAGCUGCCCGCCGCCGUCUUCAAGAGCAGCGAGAACGCCUGCAUGGGGCGCUUGCUCUUAUUGAGCUUGCAAACGUGGCUGGAGCUCCACUGCUACAGUAGCAUAGGGACUGAAUCUGCCAAUAGAUGAAAUGAAAUGUACUGCCUGGUGGUACUUAACCAGUUAGAACCUGGGCAUAAGCUAAGCACCUUAUUUGCUUUUCAUAGGCUGCUAUUCUGUAGAAUUUAUGAAGAAUGUUGUUGUCCCACAACGUGGGGCGAGAGAAUUGCACUUUUUUUAUAUGGUAAAAGACAGAUGUAAAGUUUUUAAGUAUUUUGUAAAUAUGGGACUGCACAGUGCAGGGUAAACAAAUUGCAGUUUGUGAGAGAACUAGAUUUUGCAAGGUUAAUUCAUUUAUUUAAAGCAGUUCUCACAGGAAGCACUUUCUGAACAUGAUGCUUGUUUUGAUAGCAGGAUGGUACAUUUGGCCAAAGAAGGCUGACGGGAAAUUAUUUAUCUAUUUAAACAAUUUUAUUUGAAGUGGUAUGUUUGCAAGCAGUGAUGCAACCAAUGUUUUUUUGGGGGGGUAGGGGGGAAGGAGGAUUGUAUUUUAUUAUACCUACUGUCACCAAUCAGAGGGCCAAAUUGGAUAUUCCAUCUUAAGAUGGGGAAGAAACUGGUUAAGGUAAAAACUAAAAACAGUUCAGGAUCUUCAUUGUGACUGCCCAAGUUAUGAGACUGACUUCCGUAUUAACUCUUGGUCUUGAUCUCAGCAGAAUCUUUUGGUUUGAGUAGCACUUGUUAUUCCUAACUUAUAAUGUUGGGAACUUUUGCACAUUACUGGGCUUAUCUGCAAAUAAAUGAAUAAUCUUGCAAAGUCUAGAUGGCUGGUAACAAAUGAUAUUUUUUUCCAGAUGUUUCAGACCCUGUAAUGAGAUUUGGCACUUGUUUUUGUUAAUAAAGGGGGUAUUUACAGGUGGUAUUGACUUGUAGUAGACUAUUUUAGAUCUCUUGUUGGCAAACACUAAGUUUUUAAAGUACUGCUUUUAUAUGGUUAUUAGCAAAUAGAAGCCUUUUUUUUUUUUUUUUUUUUUUUUUUUUUUUUUUUUUUUUUUUUUUUUUUUUUUUUUUUUUUUUUUGCAUAAA